This is a messenger RNA of Zingiber officinale, 2313 nucleotides long. Its product is annotated as DEAD-box ATP-dependent RNA helicase 31-like. Bases 76 to 2145 code for a protein of 689 amino acids. The transcript has 10 exons. Gene Ontology annotation, molecular function: nucleic acid binding; ATP binding; RNA helicase activity. The record is from RefSeq and is a predicted model, not a curated record. NCBI's taxonomy places the organism in Eukaryota, Viridiplantae, Streptophyta, Magnoliopsida, Zingiberales, Zingiberaceae. Gene Ontology annotation, cellular component: chloroplast.
GAAUUAUAUAUCCUCCCAUUCUAAAACCCUGUUAUCUCCCCCCUCUCUCAAGUCUCCGGCGGCUAGGGUCGGACGAUGCCUUGCCAACUCCUUCCCAUCUGCUCGCUUGAUUCUCCGGGCAUCCUCCGCUUCAAUCUCGGGGCAUCCAUUCUUCGAAAAGCCUUCCCCUUCAAGCUCAAGUACCUGCCCUUUCAAGCCAAGCCUGCCCGUAUUCUCCUUCAUAGUAGCGAUUCCGUUGGCAUCGCACGGAGGAAUUCCCUUCGUCUUGAUAACUCCAGAUUCCCUUCGAAGCAGAAAUCCUUGGUCAAGGACGACGCGCAACUGGGCGAUAGACAGUUUGAAGAGAUGGAACGAGACGGGAAAAGGAGCAGCCGGGGGAAAAAUAAGAUCGCUUUGGGGGAUGGAAAGAUAAAUCCAAAGGCGUCAGUGCAGGAUACCAUCUUUUCAAAGAGGAGUGACGACAGUUCCAAGUCCUUGCAAGUGAUCAGCAAGGGGAGGGGAAAAAGAACCUUGGAUGAAUCUGGAGGGCGGGCUUCUAAAAUUUUUCCCUCCAAGAGGAGAGUUUCAACUCAGCUUGGGGAGGAAGAUGAAGGUGAAGACUGGAAUAGUGAUUCCCAUCCGAAAUUUACUGCUCCUAGUAACAGUGCCCAACUGAAAAAGGGAAAAUCUAUUAAUGCAGUCUGCGCUGUGUCUCCUAUAAUUUCAGCAUCUGAAGAUGAGUCCUACCUAAGCGAAACCAGGUUUGAACAUUGUUCUCUUUCUUCUUUGUCACUUAAGGGAAUAAAAGAUGCCGGUUAUGUGAGGAUGACAAUGGUGCAGGAAGCAACACUUCCCUUGAUCCUUCAAGGCAAAGAUGUUCUAGCAAAGGCAAAAACUGGAACUGGAAAAACUGUCGCAUUUCUACUUCCUGCGAUUGAGGUUAUUUCAAAAUUACCUACAUUUGACCUUGAUAGAAAAAGGCCUUCCAUUAAUGUGCUCGUCAUUUGCCCAACACGAGAACUUGCAUUGCAAGCCGCUGCAGAGGCUGAUAAACUCUUGAAGUAUCAUCCUUCUAUUGGUGUACAAGCAGUAAUAGGUGGUACACGACUUACACAAGAACAAAGACGCAUGCAAGCAAAUCCUUGCCAGAUUCUCAUUGCUACUCCGGGAAGACUCAAAGACCAUAUCGAGAACACAACAGGAUUUGUCAGUAGGCUAAAUGGUGUGAAAAUUCUUGUUCUUGAUGAAGCAGAUCGUCUAUUGGAUAUGGGAUUCCGCAAGGACAUUGAGAGAAUUAUUUCUACAGUUCCAAAACAACGACAAACACUUCUAUUUUCUGCAACCAUACCAAAUGAUGUUCGUCAAAUUUGUCAUAUUUCCUUGAAAAAAGACUACAAAUUCAUCAGCACUGUGGAAGAGGGUAGUGAAGAGACGCACUCACAGGUGAAACAAAUGCAUCUGAUUGCUCCAUUGGAAAAGCACUUCUCAAUUCUUUACUGUAUACUGAAAAAGCAUAUUUCAGAGGAUUUCGAUUACAAGGUUAUUGUAUUUUGUACCACUGCAAUGUUGACAAAGCUUGUAGCUGACCUACUUUCUAAAUUGCAUUUGAAUGUGCGUGAAAUCCAUUCAAGAAAAUCACAAAGUUACAGAACCAAAGUCUCUGAAGAGUUUAGGCAAUCAAAAGGGCUCAUUCUUGUGAGUUCGGAUGUGUCUGCUAGAGGUGUUGAUUACCCAGAUGUUACCCUUGUUGUACAGGUUGGACUCCCUUCAGAUAGAGAGCAGUAUGUACAUCGACUUGGUAGAACAGGCCGGAAAGGUAAAGAAGGAAAAGGUGUGCUGAUGCUAGCACCAUGGGAAAGUUUCUUUUUGACAACUAUCAAAGAUUUGCCAAUAACAGAGGCAUCACUACCUUCCAUUGAUCCCAACGCUGCAAGACAAGUAGAGCAGGCUGUGAAACUGGUCGACAUGAAGAACAAAGAAUCGGCAUAUCAAGCAUGGCUUGGUUACUAUAACUCAGACAAGAAUAUCGGUAGAGAUAAGUCUAAACUCGUGGAACUUGCAAAUGAGUUCAGUCGAAGCCUAGGCCUCCGAGAUCCUCCUGCAAUACCCAAGCUUAUCCUUAGGAAGAUGGGACUCCAUAAUGUGCCUGGCCUGCAUUCCAAGUGACAAACUCUAUAUGCUGCUGACUUGGGAUAUAUAUUUAUUUUUUUCCAGUUCUUUUCAUUGUUAAUGUAGUAGGCGGUACCUGCCCUGGUUCUUGAACGUGUUAUUGUUCUGAGCAACAAUUAAGUUUCCACUAGGAAAGUCAUACAAUUAGUUGGUUGUCAUUCAAAA